Molecule: messenger RNA, 343 nt
Organism: Folsomia candida
Lineage: Eukaryota; Metazoa; Arthropoda; Collembola; Entomobryomorpha; Isotomidae
Product: deoxyuridine 5'-triphosphate nucleotidohydrolase
Exons: 3
Coding region: 59-328 (89 amino acids)
Biological process (GO): dUTP catabolic process; dUMP biosynthetic process
Molecular function (GO): dUTP diphosphatase activity; magnesium ion binding
Source: RefSeq, a predicted model, not a curated record
AAUACAUUUUUAUUUUUGCAGUGCUUACAAAUACACUGUACCUGCCCGUGGUUCCUGUAUGGUCAAGACGGACAUUCAAAUUAAACUUCCGUCCGGAUAUUAUGGUCGAGUCGCACCACGAUCAGGCCUUGCUUUAAAGAACAAGCUUGAUGUUGGAGCUGGAGUGAUUGAUGAAGACUACCGUGGAAAUGUGGGAGUAAUCUUGUUCAAUUUUGGGGACGCCGAUUUCGAAAUUAAUGAAGGUGAUCGCGUGGCACAAUUGAUCUGUGAGAAGAUCUACCCUGAAAUUGUAGAGUUGGAGAGUUUGGACGAGACCAAGAUUGUUUGACAAUUUAUCAUAAUA